CAACAAUACACAAAGUCAACUUGUUAUUGUUUCGCAUCGAAAAGAUAAGUUUACAAUGGCCGAUCCUCCGAGAACCCCUCCCCCUACUCUCCCUCCGUCGACGGGUCCUGGCAGUACCGUUGAUGACAUGCCGCCUACACGGCCUCCGCCGAUCCUGCCUGCUCUGACUGCCCUGGCAAUCUCGACUGCCUCGCCCUCGCCCUCACACUCGGCCCAGGCGCUGGUUUCAAAUGCUGGAACUCUUUCCGUGCCCCCUCGGAGCCCCAAAUGCUUCCCAUUCCGGUUGGGCAGUUCGACAACGUCCAUAACAGUUGGAAACAGACCGGCGACUCUACCACAUCGCUCCGCGAAGCUUACGGUCUCUUGGAAUGGUCCGAUGAACCACCCGAGACUUUUGAGGAACAAGUCAUCCGGGCCAUCGACACGACUAUGCACCCCAUCAAAAUGGCGGACGUUGCCCUCAGCAUGCUCGACAAGAAGCUUUCUGUCUUUAGGUCACCCAAGGGCAUUGGCUACGCGGAGAUCGGCAACGACAUGCUUCAGUACCAUAUUCUCCUCAGAGUCGCGAAACAUUUCCUGGGCAAACGCCUUAUGGAGCGAAUGCUUCCCGAAUUUAAGAAGCACAAGCCUGGAACAUUGGACGGUGGCAGCAGUCAAGAGUACGCCAUCUUCUUGGCACACUAUACGGCGGCAACGGUGGAAUCAGCCGCCACUCCCAGUGCCCAGGCCCAGGUUGCGCAACCCGCCCGACCCGCGCAGGUGACCCAGCCCGCUCCCGCCGCCGCCAGUAGUGAGCCGCCGCCAAACAAGUUGAGCUUUCAUCUCCAGGGUUACAACUCCAAGGUCAAGAAGGCCCCCACGGCACAGGUCUCAGCUCCUGUCUUUGUCGAGUCCACCGCGAGUGGGUAUAUCGGCCAAGAGAUCAACAGCUCGUUGCCUCUUCGCCAAGCGGUGUGGAAGAAGACCGGAGACAAGGGCUCUCCAUUCGCUUACGAGCUGACCAUUGCGGACGCUGCCGCCGCUCAGAGGUACAUCUGCAAGGUAGAGGGGCUCGGCAACGCUUCGCUUCUCUUGAACAAGGGUCUCAAGUUGAGGUUCCAUUACCGCGGUAAAGAUGCCUACCUCGUCGUGGCCCCCCCUCGCGGCUCCAGGGUAGACGUCGUUGCCCCCGUUAUGCAAUGCCUCUGGCGGGUCCUAAUGGACUGGAAAAUUCGCGGUGAGACCCAUGGGUACAUUGCCCUUGAAAAGUACUUCAAGGACAACAGACGCCUUCUCCUCGGCCAGGCCCAAGCCAUUCUCGACAAGGCCGAAGCUGACCGGCUUGCUACCGAAGUGGCACGAUACAACAAGGGACUGGAAAAAUCCAUCAGGGCAACUAGGCCUAAUUCAUCUGUGCCGCUCAAGGAUGCAAAUAAGGAUGCAAACAUGAACGCCUUCAAGAGCAAGGCUCCUCCAGCUCCUGGCCAGCAGCCCCCUCGCAAUUCACUUGCAAGUACGCAGUCUGGCGAGAUAAGACGGACUGGAGACAGCCAGUCUACCCAGCGUGCCUUACGUCCAGGCUCUUCCGGCUCAAGGCUAUCCAAUGGGACCGCCGAUGCUCCCGCCAAUUGGACAGUUUAUGGGACAGCCAUACUUCCCGAAUCUGGGAGCGUAUCCUCAAGCCCCAAUGGGACCACUUGACAACAGCCAUGAUCCUCCUCCACGAUGGCGAGGCUAGUCGAACUCGGGCUAUUUCUAGGCACCGUACGGUAAGUACUGAUUCGGCAGCAGGGGCCGGGGAGGUUCCUCGCUCUCUGUUGAGUGAUAGAUAGCUUUUGUACGAGUAAUUUCAAACAUUUUUAGAAGCA
Messenger RNA from Colletotrichum acutatum, 1847 nucleotides. RefSeq lists its product as uncharacterized. The record is from RefSeq and is a predicted model, not a curated record. The coding region runs from base 268 to 1680 and encodes 470 amino acids. NCBI's taxonomy places the organism in Eukaryota, Fungi, Ascomycota, Sordariomycetes, Glomerellales, Glomerellaceae. The transcript has 2 exons.